This is a messenger RNA of Jaculus jaculus (lesser Egyptian jerboa), 1387 nucleotides long. RefSeq names its product RIB43A domain with coiled-coils 1 (gene Ribc1). The coding region runs from base 118 to 1260 and encodes 380 amino acids. Lineage: Eukaryota; Metazoa; Chordata; Mammalia; Rodentia; Dipodidae. The transcript has 7 exons. The record is from RefSeq and is a predicted model, not a curated record.
GGUCCAAUGAUGGCGGUGAACCUCUGAAAUGGUCCGAUAAUCUGUCGACCCUUGUACGAUUUAAAAUUCUCGAUCUCAAUCAAUUUCAGGAAACCCAUGACGGGGACGCUCGCGUAGAUGUAUAGGGCAGACAUUUUGUCAGAUCCCAAGGAGAUGACAGCCACUGAAGCUAGAAGAAAUCGAGAAAGAAAUAGACAAAGCCGAUUCUUCAGUGUGUGGAAGAGAGCCAUGGGGGUGGAUGUUGAAGCCCUCAACUGUCAGGUGGAAGAGCGAAAGCAUCAAGAGGCAAUGGAACCAAGAAAGGAUAUGGUUUAUGGUGCCAAGAAUGUGCGCUAUGACCCGGUAGCACCGAUGGUAGAGAAGAAAGAGGCAGACCAGACAUAUCAGUUUCCCAAGAGAGCACAGGAUUUGCUGCAGCAGCAGCAGCACAGAUUGUUCAAUAAUCAACCUGAAUCCAACCUUUGGAAUCCAGGAAAAUUCCAGGAGUUUCCAACCCCUCUCAGUAACAGUGGUCUAUGCAAUGGCCCAUCCAGAAGGCAAUGCUUCCUUGGGAAGGACCAGAACAGGGCCUCACACAUGACAGUGCAAAAGGAGCACUUACCGUCUAACCUGGAGAAGCAGCUACAGGAGCAAAAGGAAAUCAUAGAAGAAGAGAUACGUGCAGAUUUGCUCAGUGAACAGCUACGCCUAGCCGCAGACACACGGGCCGCUGAGCUGGCCAGAUUGGAGGAGUCUUGUCGUGCAGCCCUGAGAACUGCCAUGGCCAAUGCCAACAGAGCCCAGGCAGCUAAGCAGGCUCAGAACAAGCAUCGUCAACGUCAGCACCGAGACAAUGUCAACCUCACGGAGAUCAAGAAAAAACUCACCAGGGAGCUAGUGACUGAAAAUUCCCAGGCUGCCCAACACCCCCAAGCUUCCAACCGGGUCCUGCCCUAUUGCUGGAAAGGGAUGACUUCAGAGCAGCGAGCAGCCAUCAGGAAAACCCAGGAAGCACAACGCCAAGAAAAGAAGGAACAGCACCAAGCUGAAAAAGAAUUGGAUGCUGAGUGGGAAAACCAAACCGUAAAAUUAGCUGAAGCAGCCCUGGAGCUAGAAGCACAGGAGAGGGAAUUGGGUGCAGAAUUUCGAAGGGGGCUAGGCUCCUUCAAACAGGAGCUGGCUAAGGAGCAACAGGCCCAGCACAACUAUCUGAAUUCGAUCAUCUACACCAAUCAAUCUAUAGCCCCCUACUACCGACAAUUCAACACCACCAGCCGCUGAGCUCAGGAUAGACAUCUCUCCCUUCUAUGAAGCUCACAGAUAGCUAGGAGUCAAAGAGAAGAAUGCUGUCUACCUCCACCUCUAAUCAAUCCCCAGUGGGAGAGAGCUAAGCCAAUACUCCUACUUU